Messenger RNA from Xenia sp. Carnegie-2017, 1197 nucleotides. RefSeq names its product probable dimethyladenosine transferase. Gene Ontology annotation, biological process: rRNA methylation. The coding region runs from base 123 to 1043 and encodes 306 amino acids. NCBI's taxonomy places the organism in Eukaryota, Metazoa, Cnidaria, Anthozoa, Malacalcyonacea, Xeniidae. Gene Ontology annotation, molecular function: rRNA (adenine-N6,N6-)-dimethyltransferase activity. Gene Ontology annotation, cellular component: mitochondrial matrix. The record is from RefSeq and is a predicted model, not a curated record. The transcript has 12 exons.
GUGAAGUGAUAUAAGUAAGGAUGAAAGCGUGAAGCAAUGCCAGAAAGCAAAGUUAGCAAACAUUUAGAUCUACACAAACUGAGUAACUUUAAAUAUAAGUGAAAGAUUAAAAUCGAUUCUAAAUGCCUAAAGACAGGAUAAAAAAGAAGUCUCGUCAGCAUGGAGCAGCUGCUAGUCAAGGAAUUCAGUUUAAAACUGAUCUUGGUCAACAUAUAUUAAAAAAUCCACUUGUUGUCAAUGGUUUGAUUGAAAAGGCUGGUUUGAGAUCAACUGAUACACUUUUAGAAAUUGGUCCUGGAACUGGUAAUAUGACUGUCAAACUUCUUGAAAAAGUAAAAAAGGUAAUUGCAUGUGAAGUUGACCCCAGGCUAGUUGCCGAAUUAAAGAAAAGAGUGCAAGGAAUGCCAUAUGCAUCAAAGUUACAAGUAAUUAUUGGUGAUGUUCUUAAAGCAGAUCUUCCAUAUUUUGAUGUUUGUGUUGCUAAUCUUCCAUAUCAAAUUUCAUCACCAUUUAUCUUUAAACUUCUGUUACAUCGUCCAUUCUUCAGAUGUGCAGUAUUGAUGUUUCAGCGAGAGUUUGCACAAAGACUUGUAGCUCAACCUGGAGAUAAAUUAUAUUGUAGACUUUCUAUUAACACACAAUUAUUGGCUAGAGUUGAUCAUUUGAUGAAGGUUGGUAAAAACAAUUUCCGACCACCACCUAAAGUUGAGUCAAGUGUCGUGCGUAUUGAGCCAAAGAAUCCUUCCCCACCAAUAAACUUUCAGGAAUGGGAUGGUCUUGUGAGAAUAGCAUUUGUAAGGAAAAAUAAAACUCUAAGUGCAUGUUUUGGUUCAAAGUCUGUUUUGGAAUUGAUAGAGAAGAACUACAGAAUACAUUGUUCUUUUAACGAAGUAAUGUUGGAAGAAAACUUUGAUAUGAAGACCAAAAUCCAAGAAAUUUUAAAUGAAAAUGAUUUUUCUAAGAAAAGAGCUAGAUCUAUGGACAUUGACGAUUUCUUAAAAUUACUUCAAGUUUUCAACUCAAACGGAGUUCAUUUUGCGUGAACGUGAGUGAUUGAGAAUUGUUGUUGAUUGACUGUAAAGGUUUGAAGGAUGUUUUUAAGGUAGAAAUAAUGUUAUUUGAUAAAAUUGUUGUAUAAUAGUGUAUGUGUGAAAACCUUUUAUGAAGUCAAUAAUUAGCUUUUUUUGACCUAUGCUA